GUACGAUGAGGAAGUGACAGCUGGCAGGCAGGGAGCGGGGACGCCCCAGCCUUACCGGAAUGGUGUAGAGAACAAGAGGAAGAGGGGGAAAAAAAAGGAUAAGACGCAGGAAACAAGGUGCAGCCGGAGGCCCGGGUUCGGGGGGGGAGGGCAGUGCAGGGCAGUUCCGUGUGUGACGGGGAGCGGGCAGGCCGGGAGCCGGGGAGCGGAGGGCGCGUCACGGACAGGCCCACGGCAGUGCCACCAUGGCAGCGAGCGGGGACGGGCCGGGUGCUGGCGUGGCGGCAGACAAGGCGAUCGGCUCACGGAGGCACAGCGAAGGUAACAGGAAGCUCAAGUACAUCAGCCUGGCGAUCCUGGUGGUCCAGAAUGCUUCGCUCAUCCUCAGCAUCCGCUACGUGCGCACGCUGCCAGGCGACCGCUUCUUCUCCACGUCCGCGGUCGUCAUGGCAGAGGUCCUCAAAGUCCUCACCUGCCUGCUCAUCAUGCUGUUUCAGAAGAGAGGGAGCCUGCGGGAUUUCGCCCUGCUGCUGUAUGACUCCGUCGUCGUCCAGCACCGGGACACGCUGAAGCUCGCCGUGCCCUCGCUCAUCUACACCCUGCAGAACAACCUGCAGUACAUCGCCAUCUCCAACCUGCCCGCCGCCACCUUCCAGGUGACGUACCAGCUGAAGAUCCUGACCACGGCCGUUUUCUCGGUGCUGAUGCUGCAGAAGAGCCUGUCGCGGCUGCAGUGGGUGUCGCUGGUCCUGCUGUUCGCCGGCGUGGCCAUCGUGCAGGUCGAGCAGGAGGGGGGGCGGAAGGAGACGUCCGUGGUCGGCGAGAGCCAGAACUACGCCAAGGGGCUGGUGGCGGUGGUGGUGUCCUGCCUGUCGUCGGGCUUCGCCGGCGUCUACUUCGAGAAGAUCCUGAAGGGCAGCGCGGCCUCGGUGUGGAUGAGGAACGUGCAGCUGGGGAUCUUCGGCACCUUGCUGGGCCUGCUGGGCCUGUGGUGGAACGACGGGGCGGCCAUCGCCGAGAAGGGCUUCUUGUUCGGCUACACCCCGCUGGUGUGGGCCGUCAUCUUCAACCAGGCCUUCGGGGGCCUGCUGGUGGCGGUGGUGGUGAAGUACGCGGACAACAUCCUCAAGGGCUUCGCCACCUCCUUCUCCAUCGUUGUCUCCACGGUGACCUCCGUCUACCUCUUCGGCUUUCACGUGGACCUCCUGUUCACACUGGGCGCCGGCCUGGUCAUCGGCGCCGUCUACAUGUACAGUCUGCCCAGGGCCCCGGCCGCCCCCUCGGCCCCCUCCUCCUCCGCCUCCUCCUCCUCCUCCUCGGUGUCUCACUCCAGGAACCACAUGGGCGACAGCAGAGACCCGGAGGCCGACCCUUUCCUCCCCAAGUCAGUCCUGGUGAAGUGAGGUUCCCCCCCUUCCGAAACGACCGCCCCUCACCCCCGUGCUCCUCUCCCCCUGCCCUCCUCCUCCCUCUCCGAGAGCCCAUCUCUUCUAACUCGCCGCCUCCUUCCUGUCCUCCUUCGUCUCGUUUCGUUUUUUAAAACCCGCUCUUCGCCGCGGCCGCGCGUGUGCUCACCUGUGUGUUUCACUCAGCUGGUUCUGGCUCGUUUUCUUUUCACGGAAGGAGAAAGAAAACAAGGAAAGGUGCAGCAUCCCUGUUUUUUAGUUCUGUGCAGCUUUCAUCUCCCUGCUCCGGUAGUUUUCCUCUGCAGCGUCUCCGGCCUGGGAACGUCGGCUUCCCAGCGGAGCGAUCCGGCCGACAGAAACGCACGUGGAAACUGCAAGAGUGUGAUCCCUGACAGCCGCUGAAACAGCGUCCUUCUUUUUUUGUCUGAAAGCUGCUGAAAUCGCACUUCAUAGUGCUUUGUGGAGUUUUAUGUGCUCAUACUUCACACUUCUGAUUUGUCUUCUCUCGCUUUUAGCUUUAACGGCUGAUUGCAUUUUUCAAAACUCCUGUGUCAGGUGCUUGUGCAAACAGGGAUUCACAGCAGGGUAAGCUCCAGGGGCAUUGAGGCAGGUCUGAGACUGGGCAGUACGGGUCUUUCAUGUUAGGAAGAGCUUGGCUGAUCUCAAACAGACGUUUGCCUUGAUUCUUACACGUCUAGAAAAUGUCAUUUCAGUUCUUCCCCAGAAUUAUAUAUUGAAAAAAAAUGGAAAAACUAAGAUGAACUCAGUUGCUCUUGUGCCAUUUGCUGCAGUUUUUUUGAAGGUCUUUAUUUAGCAAAGCUGUACUUUCUGAAUAAGUGACCGUUUGGAAAAUGAUAACAGAGCUAGUCGGCCUGUGGAGCACUGCUAGUUUAUGGCAGAGACCUUGGGCUCUGUGUGUGAACCUGCUACUGGACAGGACCACCCUGAGCUGCGGCUGUUCUCCACCAGACAAGCAGGUUGUGCUGCUUGCAUUUCAUUUGCAGUUUGAGGUUUGAGGUUCUGUUCUGAGGGGUUACCUAAGACUUAUCAUUCUGUCUGAUGCCUUUUUUGGUUCACUCGUCUAGUGUUGAAUAGGAAUGUUGAUGGUGCCAUGGUGUGGAGUAUGCUUUCAUUUUCAUUUGAAAAAUGCAGCACUAAAUCCAAUCCAAAACAACAAUUUGCGGAAGAAAGAAAAUGUCUUCCUCGUCUAUUCUUCAUGGGAGACCCCUGACAGGGGUGAUCAUUAAACUGCAGUAAACAGCAAACGAGCACUGAGAUCUUGCAAAACAGAGCACAUAUAAAACGGAGGUCCCAUAAUGAGCUAAUUUAGCUUAUUCAAUUGAAAAGUUUUCAUAUUAAGGCAAAAACAUGAUGAGUCAAGAUGCAUGUUAGUGAAAGAGCCUUUUCUGUCUUUGGUGUCUGAACUGUGAAUUUGGGCUGUGCCACUGCUUUCUGCGCUCACUUCCUGGUGGUGGGGGUGUCAGAAAAGCACGCUGUGGCCAUAUGACCCCCCCCCCAGGAGUGCAGGGGCUCCAAACAUCACAGCUACACUCAUGAUCAAAGGCACCCGUGUCAGUGUCAGAUGCUCCUUUUAGAUAGAAUUCCACUGAAUCGGGAAUUCAACCAAAAAUUAUUUUGCUUUUCAGCUGAAAGCCCGUUGAUACCUUGUACUGUAGCAUUUUCUCCUUUGACACAAGAUGGUGUCGUGCCCUUGAAGUACCUGAGCUAAAAAACAAAUGCUGUGCCUUUUCUGGAACCUCAAUGAUAUGUAUAGUACUAAUCAUUGUUAAUAUAAUAACAUGGAGAAUAUAUAUAUAUGGAAAAAACUACUGGGUUAAAGGUCAAGUGUGCUGGACUAAAGUGGAUUUUUCAUCUUUUUUCUUCCACAUAUGGGGGAGGGAGUAUUUUUCUAUGCAGGAAUAUUUUAAACUUAUAUUCAGAAUCAAUUUAGGGAGAUUACUGUAUUAUCUUCAUAUCUUUACAUGUGUGUAACUGCUGUUAAGAGUUGCUUAUAGGUUUUAAACUGGACAUUGCAGUAAUAAAGAGGUAAAGAAGGCAGAACACAACUUGCAGAAAUAUCCUGCAGCAAAGGCAUCCAUUAUGGACACAUGUAGGAAAACACAAGUCUGUGAUUCUGCAGCAUUUGUGAAGGUGAAAUAUAGUAUUUUCACUAAUAAUGGUGAAAUACAGUCCCCUGUAUAAGCCUGUAUAAGCUAAUACAGGCUACACUUGGUGAUGGCAUAUUUUUGAACACAAGCUGCUGUGUUUUUAAAUUUAUAUAGUACUGUUAUUUCUAAUGUCAGGACCUUUCUUCACAGUGGGACAACACUGCCCCCAAUGUCUUUCAGCGUGAGCUGCUGAUGGCUUUGUUGUCCAGCCUCAGAAAUCUUGUAGCAUUGCCUUUCAGAGUGAAGACACCCUUUUUUUUCAUUAAGUGGAAAGGGGGGCCUGCUUCUGGAAAUGCUGGGUAAAAAACUAGUAUUUAGGCAGGCUGUUCUGUGAAGAUCUUGUUUAUUUCUUUGUAUAUCUCUCUGAGUCACAGUAAUAA
This is a messenger RNA of Lepisosteus oculatus (spotted gar), 3954 nucleotides long. The record is from RefSeq and is a predicted model, not a curated record. Lineage: Eukaryota; Metazoa; Chordata; Actinopteri; Semionotiformes; Lepisosteidae.